Molecule: messenger RNA, 2631 nt
Organism: Aspergillus heteromorphus CBS 117.55
Lineage: Eukaryota; Fungi; Ascomycota; Eurotiomycetes; Eurotiales; Aspergillaceae
Product: bifunctional anthranilate synthase/indole-3-glycerol-phosphate synthase
Exons: 2
Coding region: 65-2374 (769 amino acids)
Biological process (GO): L-tryptophan biosynthetic process
Cellular component (GO): cytosol
Molecular function (GO): anthranilate synthase activity; indole-3-glycerol-phosphate synthase activity; phosphoribosylanthranilate isomerase activity
Source: RefSeq, a predicted model, not a curated record
GUUGUCUGUCAGUUCAACCGUUACACUGGAUUCUUUGCUCCGGAGUCCUACGCAGUCUCUAGUCAUGGCGGGCUCCGAUCUUGUCGACCACUCCCCCCACCAUCCCGCCACCGCCGAGAAGCUCAGCAGCGCAUCCAAUGUCAUCCUGAUCGAUAACUACGACUCCUUCACCUGGAACGUCUAUCAGUAUCUGGUUCUCGAGGGUGCCACCGUCAAUGUCAUCCGCAAUGACCAGGUCUCGCUGGAGGAACUGAUCGCCAAAAACCCGACUCAACUGGUCAUCAGUCCCGGCCCUGGCCACCCCGAAACCGACGCUGGCAUCAGCACUGCGGCAAUCCAACAUUUCAGCGGCAAGAUCCCGGUCUUCGGAGUGUGCAUGGGUCAGCAAUGUAUCAUUACUAGUUUCGGAGGAAAGGUGGAUGUCACGGGCGAAAUCCUGCACGGCAAGACAUCCGCGUUGACACAUGAUGGCAAGGGAGCUUACGAAGGACUGCCUCGGGCGCUCGCCGUCACUCGCUACCAUUCCCUCGCUGGUACCCAUUCGACCAUUCCGCACUGCCUGGAAGUGUCGUCUUCUGCGCAAUUGGCAGACGACCCUACCAAGAGUGUCAUCAUGGGCGUGAGGCACAAGACGUUGGCUGUGGAGGGAGUUCAGUUCCACCCGGAGAGUAUCCUUACUGAACACGGACGGAUGAUGUUCAGGAACUUCCUCAAGCUUACGGCGGGCACCUGGGAAGGAAAUGGGAAGCAUUUCGACCGGCAGACUAGCGCGGACGACGCAGCCCCCUCGACCAAUGCGCCGAAGAAGGACAAAAAGCAGUCCAUCCUGGACAAGAUCUACGAUCAUCGGAGAGCUGCUGUUGCCAUACAGAAGACCAUUCCCUCGCAGCGACCGGCUGACCUCCAGGCUGCUUACGACCUGAACCUGGCACCUCCCCAGGUUUCAUUCCCCGCUCGUCUGAGGCAAUCACCUUAUCCAUUGUCCCUCAUGGCAGAAAUCAAGCGGGCUUCCCCCUCCAAGGGUAUGAUUGCCGAGAACGCAUGUGCUCCCGCGCAGGCUAGGCAGUAUGCAAAGGCUGGAGCCAGUGUCAUCUCCGUUCUCACGGAGCCCGAAUGGUUCAAAGGUAGCAUCGACGACUUGCGUGCCGUUCGCCAAAGCCUAGAGGGAAUGACGAACAGACCUGCCCUUCUGCGAAAGGAGUUCGUCUUCGACGAAUACCAGAUCCUGGAAGCUCGCUUGGCUGGCGCUGAUACGGUAUUGCUCAUUGUGAAGAUGCUUAGCAUUGAGCUUCUCACUCGGCUAUACCACUACUCUCGCACCCUCGGUAUGGAGCCGCUGGUCGAGGUCAACACUCCUGAAGAAAUGAAGAUUGCGGUGGACCUUGGGGCCGAAGUGAUUGGUGUCAAUAAUAGAGACUUGACCAGUUUCGAGGUUGAUCUCGGUACCACGAGCCGGCUCAUGGAUCAAGUCCCCGAGAGCACCAUUGUGUGCGCCCUCAGUGGAAUUUCUGGGCCCAAGGAUGUGGAGGCCUAUAAGAGCGAGGGCGUCAAGGCUAUUCUCGUUGGCGAGGCCCUUAUGAGGGCAGCAGACACCUCGGCGUUUGUUGCAGAACUCCUCGGGGGUUCCAAACAGAACACUCCCAAAAGCUUGCCAAGCUCGCCGUUGGUUAAGAUCUGCGGUACCCGGUCUAAGGAAGCAGCUCGAGUCGCAAUCGAUUCUGGCGCAGACUUGAUUGGCAUCAUCCUAGUUCAGGGACGGACGCGAUGCGUCCCCGAUGACGUUGCACUACAGAUUUCUGAAGUAGUCAAAUCUACGCCGAAGCCUGCUAGCCAGGCUCCUGCCACGUCUCAAGCGACACCGAGUGCCGCAUCUCUUGAGUACUUCGAUCACUCAGCCCAGGUCCUACGCCACCCCACCCGGGCGCUGCUCGUUGGCGUUUUCCAGAACCAGCCUCUAGAGUACGUCCUGACUCAACAACAGAAGUUGGGGCUUGACGUUGUGCAAUUGCACGGGUCUGAGCCGCUAGAGUGGGCCAAGUUGAUCCCAGUCCCUGUCAUUCGCAAAUUCUCGCUCGAUGAGCCCGCGAUCGCUCGCAGAGCUUAUCACACUUUGCCAUUGUUGGAUUCUGGAGUGGGGGGAACUGGCGAGUUGCUGGAUCAAUCGCGCGUCCAAAAGGUCCUUGAUAAGGACAGUGGUCUACGAGUCAUUCUGGCUGGUGGAUUAGACCCUACCAAUGUCGUCAAAAUCAUCCAACAACUAGGCGAGUCUGGCCGCAAGGUGGUCGGUGUGGAUGUCAGUUCUGGUGUAGAGUCAGAUGGCUCUCAGGACCUCUCCAAGAUCGCUGCCUUUGUACGGGCUGUGAGGGGUCUGUAGCUCUAAGUCAUCUAAUUUUUCUUUCUUUUCGGACACGAAAUGCUUUCGGACAAAUUAGUUGGUCGAUUUUUUGUAAGCUUUCUUGUGAUCUCCCACUCUGGGAUUGAUUUACCUACUAUCCAUACCUGUUAGGGCCGGUGCAGCUCUUACUUGAAGAUAAUUCAGAUAUCUCUGCCUCCGGGUUCACGCUUGCUUCACUACCGCUUAACUGCCUUUCACUGGCUAAUUGGUUGGUCCUUUAUUUGUAGAACCUUCCC